CAUGCAGUUGGGUAUUUUUCAUGAAAAAGUUAUUGUUCGCAAUCAAACUAUAUGGCAAGGAAUAUGUAUAGAAAUAUUGAAUUUACUAGCAAAGAGUAUGAAUUUUACCUAUCAUAUUGUUGAACCAGCAGACAGGAAGUGGGGAAAUAUUGACGAAAAUGGGCAAUGGACAGGAAUGGUUAGAAUGGUUAAAGAUGGUGCAGCGGAUUUUGCAGCUGGAAAAUUCACAAUUGGAGAAGCAAGAGAUACUGUUAUUGAUUUUACUAAGCCAUUUUGGCAAGAGGAUUCUGUUAUGGUAAUGAAAUUACCUGAACCGGAUAAUUCUACAUUCUUUUUAACACCUUUUCAAUGGCCAAUUUGGUUAAGUAUUUUUGCUCUUUUACCAUUUACGGCGUUUUUCCUUGGAUUAACUGUCAAAUGGUCAAGAAAAUUAUGCACGCUCCGUUCUUUUACUAGAGCUUUCAGCUUAAUUGUUAGUUCGUUAUUGCAACAAGGUAGAAAAGAUAUUCCAAAAGCAAUACCGUCGAGGUUAAUUAUUAACAGUUGUUGGCUAUUUUCAAUAAUAAUAUUAGCCCUAUACACUGGGAAUUUAACGGCUUAUAUAGCUAUUCCGAAACAAACACCUCCUAUAUCGACCUUAGCGGAAUUAUCGCAGCAAAGUAUCUACCGCUACGGGGUGAUGGAUGGAAGUGCAUUACAUCUACUCUUCCAAGGAUCAGCUUAUGGUGUUUAUAAACAUAUGAUGACCAAUUCAAUUGGCGAAAGGGAUAAUCGUGUGUCCUCUCAUUCAGCAGGAGUUGAUAGAGUAAGAGCUGAAAAGUACAUAUAUAUAGGAGAAACGUCAGGAGUUAUUAAGCAAGUUUAUAGCGAUUGUACACUUGCAAUUGGAAAAGAGAAAUUCUUUCCGUCUUCCUUUGGCUUUGUCAUACCUGAAAAUUCUUCGUUGCAAACCUAUUUCGAUGAGCGAAUUCUACAAAUGACAGAAAAUGGUCUUAUAAGAAAAUGGUUUAAGAAAUAUUAUCCAAAAGACGUGUGCUCAUUAUUAAGAAACAGUAGAGACGUUCCAACUUCAGCUAAAUUACACCACUUUCAAGUUUGCGAUAAGUCGAUAAAAUAUUGUGAAAAGGUUACGCUUCCUUGUGUCGAUGGAGAAAAGUAUGCUAUUCAAGAAAUCUAUGGGGGAUAUGCUACUUGUGUUGGGGGAGAAUUAAAGUGUAAUUUAUGCCCGGACCAUAAACAAUACUAUAAUUAUAGACAGAAAAAAUGCGAUUCGGAUCCUAGGUCUUGGGCUGCCGAUUGUAAAGGUUUAUUUCCCAAAAGGGUGUAUAAUACUUCAACGAUUUGCGAUCUUGAGAAACCUUGCAUCAAGAAUAGAAAAUAUGCUGAUCAAUUCGUGUGUCAGGGCUAUCAUCUAUGCGUUGGGGAUGAUGAUUACGUUAAAGAAAGUUGUGAUUUAAAUGAAUAUUUCGACUAUGAAAAAAGAGAAUGUGUCCCGAAAAAUAUCGGUAAAUGCUGUUCAAGUAAAGGCUUAACAUCCACAUCAAUUGACAAUCUCACCGAUUCUCCAGAUGAUAUUGUAACAAGUAAACCGACAGAGAAGAGUAAAGUGAAAAAAAGUGCUAUGGAAGAUCUUAUCAUAAUCGCAGUUGCUACGUCAUCAGGAGUUGUAACCAUAAUUAUAGUAACAAUUUGCAUUGUGGUUUGUAAAAGUAACAACAAAAAGACUAAAACGAAAUAUAUGACAAAAACAAUAGCAAGCAGAACUCCUAGUCAGAUAACAAACAGAAAGACCAUUCGAACCCCUACAAACUAUACACAAGACCACCAGAGGGCACCAUACUACUAUUAUGAAGACUCUAAUAGCUCGCAUCACAACGACUAUAUGUAA
Messenger RNA from Dimorphilus gyrociliatus, 1888 nucleotides. The record is from the annotation of a GenBank genome assembly. NCBI's taxonomy places the organism in Eukaryota, Metazoa, Annelida, Polychaeta, Dinophilidae.